Molecule: messenger RNA, 3871 nt
Organism: Ctenopharyngodon idella (grass carp)
Lineage: Eukaryota; Metazoa; Chordata; Actinopteri; Cypriniformes; Xenocyprididae
Gene: tox2
Product: TOX high mobility group box family member 2
Exons: 12
Coding region: 226-1851 (541 amino acids)
Biological process (GO): regulation of transcription by RNA polymerase II
Cellular component (GO): nucleus
Molecular function (GO): chromatin DNA binding
Source: RefSeq, a predicted model, not a curated record
GAAAUCUCUCAGGUUUGUUACCAAGCUAAACUCCUGCACAGUCCUGUAUACUUUGCAGUCAAUCAGCUCUAGCACCAUGCUAAUAACCCCUCGCGGUGGAAAAACCCCAGCUUCACGUGCUCUUGGACAUAUCUAAGGGACUGACAGCUUAUAAUAUCAUCCUAACGGCAAACUCUGCAUUUCACUGAGCGAUGCGAGCGUCUGCAGGCCUCUGAUCCACAGAAGAUGGACACACACCAGAGGAGUCACAUGAUCUUCUGCUGUGAUGCUCAAUGUGCACAUGAAGAAAGAAAGAAAGUCAUUGAGGUUUGGAACAACAUGUGGAGCAGAUACAGUGUAGGAGAUCGAGGUGUUAGGCUGUACGGCGCAUUACCCGUGAGGCCCAACCCUGAGGAGAAAAGACUGCCCUCUUCAGGGUUUGAUGGUGACAACAUGUACAUGAGUGAGAACAACCAAGAGUUCCUCUCCCCGAGUCAGCAGAAUUACUCAGGACAGGGAGGGGGCAGCGGGAACGGUGGAGGGGGGGGAGACGAGGACUACGAGAUCCCCCCUAUAACCCCCCCGAAUCACCCCGAGCCGCCCCUGCUGCACCUGAUGGACCCCGAGUCCAGCUACCUGUGUCACUCCAUCCCUCACAACGGCCUGAUCAACCCGUACUCCUACCCCGAGCUGCCCGCCCUCAUGAUGUCCAACAUGCUCGCCCAGGACGGACACCUGCUGUCCAGCCAAAUGCCCUCGAUGCCGGCGUUUGCGGGGCAAGCGGGCAGUUAUUACCCCCGCGCCCACCACAGCCCCAUGCUAAACAGAUCUGCCCGGAUACUGCCCCACCCCAUGAGCGCCCUGUCCCAGCUCAGCUCUCAGAUUGGCCAAGGCUCCUUUACACACGGUUCCCCAUCAUCGUCAGGAAGUCAGUCAGCCACGCCCUCCCCCUCAAGCUCCACCCAGGAAGAGGAAGCAAAGUACCACUCAAAGAUCACAGGAGAGAAGCGACCCUCCUCUGACAUGAUGAAGCCCAAGCCCAAACCUCAAAAGAAGAAGAAGAAGAAGGACCCCAACGAGCCGCAGAAGCCCGUCUCAGCCUACGCACUCUUCUUCAGGGACACUCAAGCCGCCAUCAAGGGCCAAAACCCCAACGCCACCUUCGGAGACGUCUCUAAGAUCGUGGCCUCCAUGUGGGACAGUCUGGGAGAAGAACAGAAACAAGCAUAUAAACGGAAAACAGAAGCAGCAAAGAAGGAGUACCUGAAGGCCCUGGCAGCGUACCGAGCCAGCCUGGUUUCCAAGACCUACAGUGACCCGGUGGAGAGCAAAAGCGCCCAGUCUAGUCAGCCGUCGUCACACAUGAUGGCCCCCAACACCCCCCUGUACAGCGUCCCACCCCAGCCCUCCUCCCCGUACCUGGGCCCCAGCCCCUUCCCCCUCUCGGACCUCCAGAGCUACGCGGCGGGGGCUCCCAGACACGGCCUGCCCCGUUCGGCCAUGCUGCCCACGCUCAGUGCCUCCCCCCCAGCGUCCUUCCAGAUCAGCCCUCCCCUCCACCAGCAGCUCUCUCUGCACCAGGGCUCCCUCCUCAACCAGCCAAUCCGCAUGCAGCAGGUCCAGUCACAGCCAAUCAUCUCUCACCAGAUGGGCCUCCAGGCUCCACUGCACUCCCCACCCCCAGGACAGCAGGGAUUCUCUCACUUACAGUCCGAGUAUCAGAAGAGCGUGGGGGGGUCUCAGUCUCCCGGGGCUCCGAACCCAGUGGGCCAGAACCCCGACUGGGACAGCGAGUACUGCAACCGGGAAUGCGGCGGAAACCACUGCAGUGGCAGUAUGAUAGGCAGGGAUAAGCCACUCUACCUCACUUGAAGCAAAACAAGGAGAACGGAAAGAGAAAAGAUGAAACAACACCAGGGAGUCCCCCCCGCACCUCUCCACCCUUCCCAGACAUCAUCAGUUUCCCUCAGUGUCAUUUUACAUUCGUUUUUAGAAGGAUGUGUGUGUGUACGCGUUCUGAAGACUACUAGUGAUCCUUUCAUUUUUGCCAAGCACUUAAAAAUGUACAGGCCUCUGCGCCAGAGACCUCAGAGAGCACUCACCCCGUCUCUGAAUAAACUUAAAAGAAAACAACAAAAAAAGAUGUAUAUAACAGAAAAAAAAAAAAAAAAAACGAAAAGGAAAAAAAAUAAAGCAAACUACCAUUAAACUGGCCCUCAGGGCAAAUGAGCUUUAACUAAAAGAGAGGAAAACUCUCCUCUUAGUUUCUCAGUUACUUUCCUCCUUGUCUCAUUUUUGUUUUAUUUUUUGUUUUGUUUUGUUGAUGUACUUUUAUUUAUUUCCUGCUUGCUCUUCUUUUGGCCAAUAACAGGUCCAUUACUCUUUUCGAGGGCGAUACAUUGCUGUUCAACUGAUGCUCUGUGAAUUUUAGGCGAAAAAAAAAUACAUAAAAUGGAAAAAUUGAUAAAUACAACUUCUUUUUGUAAAUUUAAAGACCCGUGUAGGUCUUUGUUGAUCUGUCACAGUGUGAUUGUAAAUAUCACUUUUUGGGGGGUCAAAUUGGGAAGAUGAAGUCCAGAUAUUUUUUCUUCUUUAAUAUGACUUAUAAUUCAUUGAUUUGUAUUUUAAAUGGUAUUUUGUGAAUGCGUGCCGGCGUGAAUGAGCGUGCGUGUGAGUGUAUUUGUGCGUUGUGUAACUGAACAGCCUGUGCAGGUGAUAUCAGAAGAGUGUUUCCACACGUACACAAUCUUGCAUUAAAAUCUGUGCUCACUGGUGUGAUUUCCCCCAAAAAAAAAAAGAUCUAUGGCAAAAACCAUGACAGACUGCAUGACCUGGCUCUCCAUUUAGGCUCCCCAAUUCAUUCGGAUUUCGAAACGGACUCCUGCACGACUCUGAGAUCGCAAACGCAUGGUCCGACGAAGAGUGUUUCACAGCCAAACUUGUGAAGUGAUUGGAUCAGCUUUGUUGAUGUACUCUCAGGUUUUAAAUGUGACGUAUAUAUAAGCGUAAAUGUUUCAGAUUCAGGUCAAAGGCCAGAAACGUGCUUUACACAAGUACACAGAUGUAAACACAAAUGUUUGUGCCAUUAAAUCAUUAACUUUAACUUAUCAUUCAGCAAUAUUCUCUUUCAACUUUUCUCCACCAUGACAGUAACUGACUGUAGAUGAAGAAAGCGCACCGCAUACUUUUGUUGUGCCGAAUCACAUUUCACAUUACACGUACUUGCAUAGAGUACGUUUCAAGCCUAAAGCAGUAGUUGUUUUGAAACUUGGGUCAUUUAUUUUGCCUGGUCUUGACUGACAUUAAAUCCACCAAUAUAACAUGUAAAGGUGAACUAUAAUGUUCUCAAUGUGAGAUAAUACAGCACACAGUAAAUUAAAACAACAGUGGGUCUAUAGUUUUCUAGUAGCUUUUGCUAGAUGUUCUAUUGUGUUGAUCUCAUCUUUAAGUUUUGUGGGAAAAAAUUAAAUGCAUUCGAUCAUUUAGUCAAACGUUUUAUUUUAAUCUCUCUUUUUUUUCUACUGUAGCAUACUAUUUUUAGUUGAAUAAAAGAAAUAACUUCUAAGACAUUUAAUUUGUGUACAAACCUGCCAAUUGUAGUUAUUUUAUUUGUAAAGUCAGCAAUGAUAAUUAUUUUAAAAUUGUUAUCAGCAAGUUGCCCAUCAGUUAAUAUUUAAUAAUGUUUAACAGGUUUCUAUUUAUGAACAAAAUGAGAUCAAUUUUGCUUAUAACUACAAUAUUUGAAUUUUAUUGUUUUGUUUUUUGAUUAUGAUGAUGCUUUUAUUUUUACUUUUUGAAUACUGUUUUUUUUUUCUUUCCUUGCCAGCCAGGUCAUUUUGUGUCACUAUGCCUUUUUGUUUCAUUUUGUCCGUAAUAAAAACGUUAAAUGAGA